UUAUAAAUAGCGCUGCUGCAUCCAGCGGCAGAUCUCCGUUCUCCCUGAAAGGAGGAGAGUUCACGAUCAGUCUGGGAGCACCACACCGACCGAUGUUGCCAGGCCUGCUGAGUUCCUCCGUUUUCCCUGGGUUUUCAGCAUCCCCAGUACUGCUCUCCUUCAUUGCCAGCAUUAACAGGUCACAGAAACGACCUCUGAGAAGUAAUCUGAACCAAUUAAGCUAUGAACAGUGGGAUCUGCGUGUGUGUGUUUCUCGCGGUUCUCUACUCGGGCUGCAUCGGUAGACUCAUCAACGGGUCUGAUGAUGGGAGUCCAAUUGGCAGGGAGCUGAAGCAAAGCAUUGCCAUGCAUCAAAGGCAACUUCGGGAAGCCCAGUCCACUGAGCAGGUGAAACCAUUCCAGAGCAGUGAGCAAAGAGCCAACUUGGGAGCUCUGCUCACACAAUACCUUCAACAAAUCAGGAAAGGUUCUUUGGAUAGAGGCACUCUUGUGGGAAGCAAAUUGCAGAACCUGGAUCCCUCCCACAGGAUAAGUGAUCGGGAUUAUGUGGGAUGGAUGGAUUUUGGUCGACGCAGCGCUGAAGAAUAUGAAUACGCAGCGUAAAAAAAUUAUAGUACAACCACAUUCCCAAGUCUGUACAAAAGAAGAAAAAACUUUGAUUUGAAGUCUUAAAAAUGAGUGUUUCAAAUUCUAUUCACUAUGGUCCUUAAUGUGAAUUUGUUUGUAAGACUGUAUAAUGCAAUAUACAUAUGAAGGAUUUUGCAGAAUUGUCUGGCUCUGUCCAGUUUCUUAUUAAUAUUAAUGAUACAAGAUCGAAAUAAUUCAGUAUCUCGUCUGUCAAUUUAGUACAUCACAAUAAAAAGAAGCAAAACAGAAA
Molecule: messenger RNA, 877 nt
Organism: Chiloscyllium plagiosum (whitespotted bambooshark)
Lineage: Eukaryota; Metazoa; Chordata; Chondrichthyes; Orectolobiformes; Hemiscylliidae
Product: cholecystokinin-like
Biological process (GO): digestion
Cellular component (GO): extracellular region; axon
Molecular function (GO): neuropeptide hormone activity
Source: RefSeq, a predicted model, not a curated record